Molecule: messenger RNA, 4649 nt
Organism: Pristis pectinata (smalltooth sawfish)
Lineage: Eukaryota; Metazoa; Chordata; Chondrichthyes; Rhinopristiformes; Pristidae
Product: tyrosine-protein kinase Fyn-like
Exons: 16
Coding region: 1377-2996 (539 amino acids)
Biological process (GO): cell differentiation; cell surface receptor protein tyrosine kinase signaling pathway; protein phosphorylation
Cellular component (GO): extrinsic component of cytoplasmic side of plasma membrane
Molecular function (GO): non-membrane spanning protein tyrosine kinase activity; ATP binding; signaling receptor binding
Source: RefSeq, a predicted model, not a curated record
AAAGUGUUACAGUUACGGAGAAAGUGCAGUGCAGGUAGACAAUAAGGUGCAAGGGCCACGACAAGAUCGAUUGGGAAAUGAAGAGUUCAUCGCCAGAGAUCCAUUUAAGAGUCUCUUAACAGUGGACAGAAGCUGUCCUUGAGCCUGGUGGUACCUGCUCUCAAGCUUUUGUAUCUUAUGCCCGAUGGGAAAUGGAGGGGUCCUUGAUUAUGGAGACACCAGAAGUUGCAGAUGUUGGAAUCUGGACCAACAUCUCAGGCAGCAUCUAUGGAGGAAAAUGGACAGUCGACGUUUCGGGUCCAGAGCCUUCACCUGGACUGUGAGCUCCCUGAUUCCGUUGGGCUGAAUUCCUGAGGUGUCAGACCUGAGCAACUGAGUGAAUGACUGGGAAUGGCGAGUGAGGACAUUUAGUGGCGGGAGUCUCUCCCCACCCGGGUGGGACCCUCAUCAUCAGCACCUCACGAUCAGAAACAGAAAGCUGGAAGCCUUGUGCCGUGAUCAGCUCCAACUUCUGCUGUGGUCUCUCUUAUCAUUUCCUGUGUUGUUUAUAUUUCCCCCGCCCGUGUGUUUGCCGACGGUCACCACCCGUGUGGUUCACUGACGCUAGUGGAAGUUUGCACCCUAUCGCUGUGUCCCCGUUACACCGGCGCUCCCCUUGCAAUGCCCUGAGCGGGCUGCCCUCGCCAGUUGUCGGUGGAGAGUCGGGCGGAUUUAGGCUCUGCAGCGGCUCGGCCGGGCGCCGGGCUGAGAGACACCCGCGGGGGACCCUUCGCUGCAGCGUGGGUGGAAGUCCUGGUCCCGGGAUGAUUUCUGUUUCGCUCCGGAGAGGCGGUGCGUGAGGCUCCGGGCUGCGGCUGAGUGCGGGCAGCCGCCGCUGUGAAUCCAGCCGCCGGUCGGUGCCCGGGAGCUGCCGGCGCCGCCCGUCCGCUUCUCCCCCUCACCGGGAGACGCCGCCCGACCGCCCGCAGGACACUGCAGUCGUUCUGGUGAAGUUGCUCCCACGGUGUUGUCGGGGAAGGAGUACCAGGAUUCAGACCCAGCGGCAAUGAAGGACCGACAGUAUAUUUCUGAGUAGGUGGUGUGUGACUUGGAGGGGAACGGGAAGAUCAUGGUUGAUUGCAGUAAAACUUCACUCGCCCACCGUCCAAACCCCUUGACAUCCAUGCACAAAAAAAACAUCUAUUGUUGUCAUCUUGAAAACAUCUGUUGACCAACCAAAUAUCAGGAGAGGCACUGACUGACUGUUUCACAAGCAGGAGCUCCUCUGCACCAUCUUGGGAAAGUGGCCAUUCACCAUGUGCAGCCGUUUCCCAGUCUGAUCAGAAGUCUUCAGGAGCAGUUGAUCUGAAUGCUGGUGGAUAUUUGAUUUCCAUAUAAUGGGCUGUGUGCAUUGUAAAGAGAAGGGAACAGCAAAAUCCCAAACUGAUGAUGGGGAUGGAUUCUUCAACCAAAACACAAACCCACGCUAUGGGCCGGACCCAACCAAUCAGGUGCAGACUGGUGUCUUCAACAGGAUCCCUGACUUCAACAGCUUCCAUGAGAACACCAGUACUGCUCUGAGCCCUUUCGGAGGCUCCGUCGGAUACCCAACUGGCUCACUGCCUACCAGAGGUGGAGGGGUGUCAGGAGGGGUGACGUUGUUUGUUGCGCUGUAUGACUACGAUGCCAGGACUGAGGAUGACCUCACCUUCAGGAAAGGAGAGAAGUUCCACAUAAUCAACAGCUCGGAAGGAGACUGGUGGGAGGCUCGAUCAUUGACUACAGGAAGGACUGGAUAUAUUCCCAGCAACUACGUGGCUCCUGUGGACUCCAUCCAGGCAGAGGAAUGGUACUUUGGCAAGAUGGGUCGCAAAGAUGCAGAGCGGAUGCUUCUGUGUCCUGGUAACCCAAGGGGUACAUUCCUGAUCCGGGAGAGUGAGACAACCAAAGGUGCCUAUUCCUUGUCCAUCCGGGAUUGGGAUGAGGUAAAAGGAGACCACGUGAAACAUUAUAAGAUCCGUAAGCUGGAUAACGGUGGGUAUUAUAUCACGACUCGAGCCCAGUUCGAGACAGUGCAACAGCUGGUUCAUCAUUACACAGAACGAGCUGCGGGUCUGUGCUGUCGCUUGGUGGUGCCCUGUCAUAAAGGGAUGCCAAAACUGGCAGACCUGUCGGUCAAAACCAAAGACGUCUGGGAAAUUCCUCGGGAGUCCUUGCAGCUGAUCAAGAAACUGGGCAAUGGGCAGUUUGGGGAAGUGUGGAUGGGGACGUGGAACGGCACCACUAAGGUCGCAGUGAAGACUCUGAAGCCAGGCACCAUGUCGCCCGAGGCGUUCCUUGAGGAGGCCCAGAUAAUGAAGAGACUGCGACACGACAAGUUGGUUCAGCUGUACGCCGUGGUCUCGGAGGAGCCCAUUUACAUCGUCACAGAGUUCAUGACGCAAGGAAGUUUGCUUGAUUUCUUAAAAGACGGUGAUGGAAGGAUAUUAAAGCUGCCGCAGCUGGUUGACAUGGCAGCACAGAUCGCAGCAGGGAUGGCCUACAUCGAGCGAAUGAAUUACAUUCACCGAGAUCUGAGGGCUGCCAAUAUACUUGUCGGAGAAAAUCUCGUGUGUAAGAUAGCGGAUUUUGGAUUGGCAAGGCUCAUUGAAGACAAUGAAUACACAGCCCGACAAGGGGCGAAGUUUCCUAUAAAGUGGACAGCACCUGAAGCUGCCCUUUAUGGAAAGUUUACAAUCAAGUCUGAUGUUUGGUCAUUUGGAAUCCUCUUGACAGAGCUGGUUACCAAGGGAAGGGUUCCAUACCCAGGAAUGAACAAUCGUGAGGUUUUGGAACAGGUGGAGCGAGGUUAUCGGAUGCCAUGUCCAAACGCGUGCCCGGCCUCUCUUCAUGAACUCAUGGUGCAGUGCUGGAAGAAGGAUCCGGAGGAGAGACACACCUUCGAGUACUUACAGUCCUUCCUGGAGGACUACUUCACGGCCACGGAACCCCAGUACCAACCCGGAGAGAACCUCUAGCUGCCAGGCCUGUCGGAACAUUCCUUCACCAGUGUUGAAAUAUUUCUGACCAUGUGAUCAAGCUGUGCAGAGGAUGAUGGAGAGUUAGCUUUAAUGGGACUGCAGCCUAAAACUUGAAGGAAUUCGUCCAGGAUGAGACCAUCUCACACACUUGCAAUUAACAGGACCCCAGCCACCCCCACCAAUACAGCCAAGUACAUUAAUGACAAAUGCAGGACACAGCAGAAUGGUUGCAUGGGAAGAGGGGUAAUUGGGAGGUUGGGGUGGAUAUUACCGAAAAUUACUGAUGCUGUUGCUGGGGCCCAGACACUGAGAUCAAGAUCUACCAGAUAUGAAUGCAGAACAGGGCAAUUGUCUCACAGCCUGUCACUGCAUUGUUUCUUGGAAUGUUGUUUUCAGGCACACUGUACCAUGAAAAAGCAUUGACUGAUCUGCGAUGCUUAUUUAACAAUGUUGCAUAGGACCAUACUAAAAUGGCUAUUUUCUUUCUAAUUAAUAUUUCACUGAGCUUUUGUAUUUGAUUUGCCAUAUUCCAGACGUAUUUUAUUCUCUUCUUUGUACAAUUUUGUAGGCCCUUGAAAAAAGAGAUGUAUUUAAAAUGGCUACUGUUUUUUUACAGUGAUGUGAAGCCAACAACUUGUCUAGUUUAAUCACUGAAUAACCUGUACUUUGGCUGUGAAUGGAGUCUGUUUAGCACCAAUAUUUUGUGAGUACAAGUAAUGGUAAUGGAGAAGAAACAAGAGUGAAUAAUUUACAAGAUGAAAUAUGGGAUACUGUGAUGCCACAGUGUUUGAGUCACUGCAUGACAUUACUUGUGAGCAGCUGAAAUGUGGAGGUUACUGGUCUGAAAUGUUGAUAUGGUGUAAAGGAACCAUGCCAGGGAGUAAAUCAAAAAGGUGAUUCAUUCCAUCACCAUGAGACUGAAGAUUAUAAUCAUUCCAUGGUGUUAACCACUUUUAAACACUGGGUUUUGGUACAUGGGGCAGGUCAGCUCACCCACACCCAGUGAGAAGUUAAGGGUGUCACUGCCAUGGUGAUUGGACUUCAUUGUUGGCCUUGGCUGUUGAUACUUCAAUUUUCAUUAAGUGCCACUUUUGAAAAUACACUGGUAUCUUUAUAACUCCCAAUGCUAUCCAACAACUGACCGUACCAAGAGCAGCGCGAGAAAAUCCGUCAGUGAGCUGAUGUCCAAUCCAGCCCUGAAAUUAAUCAACGUGAUCAUUCUGAGCUGUGAAUUGUGUCCGACAGUUCUUCACUGAUGAAGGUCAGACCUGCUUGGGACAGAGGAGAAGCUUGAGGAUCGGGAUCAGAUUGAAUUUCAGCAGUGCUUUGGAGCAAAAAGGAACUGAUUUUUUUUUACAGAAGGAUUAAUUUUGCAUUAUUUAAGUGCUUUAUUCACCCACCUAACAUGAUCCCAACUGCCAAUCUGAUAAUUAUUUUCUCAUUGUUACUUGUGCAGAUUACUGAAGAUUAAAUUUCUGCUUGCUCUAAAAGCUGCAUUAUUCCUUAGCAUGUCUUGGAGUAGAACAUUGUUUUAGUGGAUUUUCUUACCAGAGCAGGGCUGCACAGCCUCUGUUGCACAUUAUGUAAAUUUGUUGUUUGAUGUAUUCGUAAUUGACCCAAUUACAACAAAAUAAAAUGGAACUAAAGUUA